Molecule: messenger RNA, 4943 nt
Organism: Megalopta genalis
Lineage: Eukaryota; Metazoa; Arthropoda; Insecta; Hymenoptera; Halictidae
Gene: Hecw
Product: Hecw ubiquitin protein ligase
Biological process (GO): protein ubiquitination; ubiquitin-dependent protein catabolic process; regulation of dendrite morphogenesis
Cellular component (GO): cytoplasm
Molecular function (GO): protein binding; ubiquitin protein ligase activity
Source: RefSeq, a predicted model, not a curated record
AUAAACAGCAAACCCUGACGUCACUUCUAUUGUUUGUUCACCUUAAGAUUGGAGAAAUUUGUAGUGAGCAACCAAUAAGAUGCUCACGGCAGAUACACAGGAAAAACCGGAACAAAUGACAGUAUGAAAAGUUACCAGAUAGAGUCUGCUAUAUCAUUCUGUCAAAUGAACGCGUUCCCCGAUGUAUCCGUGUAAUAAGUGAGACAAGUAAAUGAGUAUGUAAAUGUGACGUAAAAUGUCUUUACCGGGGGUUUCGGAUUAGAUAUUCGGAAAGAUGUAACAUAUGCAGUACAUAAAAAGAAAUAAGUGAUUGGUAUUAUGUUUUAAAACAUGCCAUCUGAAGUUAACAUUAGCGAUGCAGCUUUUGAGAAGGAUAAUGGGGGGGAUGAAUCAGAAGAACAGAGUGUUUCUCUAUUAACUGUUAGUACAACAAAUCAGGAUUCUCCAUCAACGGUAAAACAUGUGAAAACAAAUGCCAUAAGAAAUAAUCAUACAGCAUUUACAUCUGAUAUUGAGAAUGAUUUUGCAAGACAAAGUGAGAAUGCUUCUUUGCCAUUAGAUACAAAUACUAGGCAAACUGAGAAUGGUUUACAGCAAGCAGAAGCAUCUUCUGGUCAACAAGAAGUAGUUAAUAAUAAAGCUGAUGGUAAUAUGUUGAACUCCUUUGAAGAACAAAAUAACUGUUCUGAAUCAAAAUGUAAUGAAGAAAAUGCAGUCUUGAAACCUGCUGAUUCUGCAUCAUCAAUGUUAGUUGGUCAAAUUGAAGAUAACAGCAGCAGUUCGAGUAAAUGUAGUAAUGAAGUCAUACAAAACUCGAAUCAAAGACUUACCUCAUUGUCUCAUAAGAAUUUAACAAGAAAGAAGUGCUUUCUAGCUAGCAUUGAAAACAAUACUGGAAAUAUAGCAAGCACUUCGGAGCAAUUACCUUUAUCUUCAAGAAAUAUGAUGAGAAAAAAACAGUUUUUUAGCAGGGAUUUACAAUCUAGCAGUGUGGAAUCUCAAUAUGAACAGAAUACAAGAGACCAGCAUAACAAUAUUGGUAAUAAUGUAUACAAUGAAAAUAGUAGGAGUUCAUGUACAAAAAGUUAUGGUUUACCCUUGGAAAGUCUAGCCUCGUGUAGUUCAGAUGAUCGCUCGCAGUUCCAAAGCACAUCAACAAGUGAAGCACAUAGUAAUGAUAUUGUAAAUGCACAUAAACCGUUUAGUUUAACAGAGAGUAACAAUAAGAGUACAAGUGAAAAUUUAAGCAGAUUUAAUGAAGCUGGUAGUUCAUAUUCCCAUGUAUCUAAAAGUGUGCAAACGUGUCAAAACACUUUGGCAGACUUAGUUCAUUGUAAUGAGAUGAUAAGAAAACCAUUCAAACUGCCAAUUUUAGAGAAUUUACAUGAAACUGCCAGUGCUCAACAAAAUGAUCUUGAAGAAAACGCUGUAGCACUUUUGGAACCAUCUUCCAUCAAACAAGUACGUCUAGAAGGGGCUCAAAGCUUAGAAAUGGAACCACAUCGAUCCUCAAAUAGCAGUGAUGGAAGCAAUUCUGAUACAGAAUCACAGCAGGCAGUUUUAGGUCGUAAUGGGACCAAAAAGAGGCCAUGUGACACAAAUGGUAUUAUAACAAAAGAAGGUGUGGAAUAUUAUCAAUUAUGGCGGAGUACAGGAGGCUUCUCAUCACCUGAACGUUUAUAUGAAACAUUAUACCCAAGUCCUCCACCACUUCCACCACGGACAAUGCACAAACUUUUACACAGAAGCAAUGCUGGCCCACCAGAAUUACCUAAACGGUGUUCUCAAAAGUACCCAGCACCUUUGCACCCUGAAGAUUGCUUUGGAUUUGAAAUAGUAGAUGUUGAUGAAGCUUCUAAUUCAAAGUCUCGGACAGCUGUUACAAAAAGUAUAGCACUAUUGAGUUUACCAAGAGCCCACAGACCGCUGGAACGACCAGAAACCGGACCUACGAAUCAGUUAGAAUGUCCUCCGACACCUACCCAUCACCCGAAGUUAUUGCGUCCAUUACCAAUGUGCCAAAAAUCAAGCGUACCGUUGCCCUCUGAAGAACCUUUGCCUCCAUGCUGGGAAGCAAGAAUCGAUAGCCACGGUCGGGUAUUCUAUAUAGAUCACAUUAACCGUACUACUACUUGGCAGAGGCCCAAUUUAACAACGCGAAAUACAGGUUGUGAUCUUCGACGACAGCAAUUGGAUCGACGUUAUCAGAGCGUUCGUCGAACCAUUUCUCGACCUGAUAACAUUGAUCGUGAACCGACAAGUUCGCAACACGCGAACGGAAAUAAUUUUGAGAAUGCUGAACGACCGCUACCGGAACGACCAUCAUCGGAAAGAAACGAGACCGAGCCGUUCGACAUUAAUACAAGUCCUCCAGUAUUAUUCUUAACGAGACCAGACUUCUUUACAGAAUUACAUACUAAUGAAGAAGCAUUGGAAUGGUACAAUCGCAAUGCUAGCCUAAAACAUAUGAUUAAUAGGAUCAGGCGAGAUAAGACAGUAUUUCCAAGAUACGAGCAUAAUAGGGAUUUGGUUGCUUUAAUAAAUUUCUUUGCUGAUCCGAAUAAGGAGCUUCCCAGAGGCUACGAAUCAAAACUCGAUAGGACAGGGAAAAAAUUCUUCAUUUGUCAUGCCAGAAAAGCCACAUCUUUCAUUGAUCCAAGAUUGCCUACAGAAGCAGCACAUGCACGAACGCUAUUAGAUGAAGCACCCGUACCACCGCCAAGACCACAACAAUCAGCUGUUACCACCACACCUGAUAUACCUGUAGCUUAUAAUGACAAAGUUGUUGCUUUCUUACGUCAGCCAAAUAUAAUGGAUAUUUUAAAGGAAAGACAUUCAGUGCUAGGACAGAACAUUGCAUUGAGAGAGAAAGUAAAUACUAUACGAAAUGAAGGCACUACUGCUUUACAACGAUUAGGUCAUGAUGUACCUCUCGCACUAUUACUAAGCUUAUUUGAACAAGAAAUUAUGUCUUAUGUACCUGGGAACGUGGGCAGAUCUCCACUAGGUAGUCCGCAUGCUUCACCUGGCUUAACCAGAGCUUCUGCUAGAGCUCCAGCUCCAUACAGAAGAGAUUUUGAAGCUAAACUUAGAACAUUUUACAGGAAGCUAGAAAGUAAAGGGUAUGGGCAAGGUCCAGGAAAACUAAAAUUACAUAUUAGAAGAGAACACCUUCUGGAAGAUGCUUUUACUCGCAUAAUGGCUGCUUCAAAAAAAGACUUACAGAAAGGCAAGCUAGUCGUUAUGUUCGAUCAUGAAGAAGGUUUAGACUACGGUGGACCGUCCCGCGAAUUUUUCUUUCAUCUCUCGCGUGAGCUUUUCAAUCCAUAUUACGGAUUGUUCGAAUAUUCUGCCAACGACACUUACACGGUUCAAGUGUCACCCAUGUCAGCUUUCGUCGACAAUUACCACGAUUGGUUUAAAUUUUCCGGUAGAGUUUUAGGUCUAGCCCUGGUUCAUCAAUAUUUGCUUGAUGCCUUUUUCACGAGACCUUUCUACAAGGCUCUUUUGAGAAUACCGGCAAGCUUGAGCGACUUAGAAAGCUUAGAUCAAGAAUUUCACCAGAGUUUAAUGUGGAUCAAGGAGAAAGACAUAAGCAUAGAACCGUUGGAAUUAACAUUUUCGGUAACAGAGGAACUAUUGGGGCGAGUGGCUGAACGUGAAUUAAAACCAGGAGGUAGAAAUAUCGCUGUCACCGAAAAAAAUAAAAAAGAAUACCUUGAAAGAGUUGUACGUUGGCGACUCGAGCGCGGCGUUGCAGAACAAACGGAGUCAUUGGUUCGUGGAUUUUAUGAAGUUGUUGAUCCACGAUUGGUAUCAGUUUUUGAUGCGCGUGAACUGGAAUUAGUAAUAGCGGGAGCUGCUGAAAUAGAUCUUAAUGAUUGGAGAACGCACACAGAAUAUAGAAGCGGUUACCAUGAUGCUCAUCCGGUAGUGGAAUGGUUUUGGAGCAGUAUAAGUCGAUUUACAAAUGAGCAAAGAUUAAGACUACUACAGUUUGUUACUGGAACGUCAAGCAUUCCAUACGAAGGAUUUGCAGCCCUACGUGGAUCCACCGGACCGCGGAAAUUUUGCAUUGAAAAAUGGGGAAGGCCAAAUAGUUUACCCAGAGCUCAUACAUGCUUUAAUCGCUUGGAUCUUCCACCAUAUCCUACACCUGAAAUUUUAUAUGAGAAGCUUUUAUUGGCUGUAGAAGAGACGAACACGUUUGGGAUAGAAUAAAGUAAAUUAUUUAUUUCGAUUACAGCAGAUAUUUAGCGAUGAAAUAAAAAUAUUGUGCGUCGCAUUGUUCAAAUCAGAUGAAGCAUUAUUGUGAAUUUAAAGGUGUAUUGGUGAUGAAUUCUACUAUUCAGAAACUCGCAAAACUGUAUCAAAAUGUAAAUAUCUAGAAAAGAAACGAUUGCGCAUAUUUUGAAAAUUUUAAAUAUUGUAUACAUGUUGCUGUAAUCUAUUUAUAUUGAAUCUGAACGAUAAUUCGCGCACUCUAUGUCUUGUAUAAAAGUAAGAGAUUUAAUACAUUACUGCAAAAUAUUUCGAUAUGAAUAUAUAUAUAUAUAUAUAAUUACAUUUUCGUUCAAGUUUGUGUGGUUACCGAGCUUGCUGAAGUAUUAAUAUACGGUAUAUCUGUUUUAUUAGGGAACGAAUAAAUAUUUCAUAGGGAAUUCGAAAGAUGUAAGGAAAUUGUUUCUGUAUACAUUUCUCCAUUUGGACAAUGCAUUACAAUGACCGCAAAAUUUUUGUAAGAACAAUUUUUUAAUAUCUACAACUUUUUAUGAUGUAUUUAAUCGUUUCCAAAUAACUUAUAUACGGUAGAUAUAACCGUGGAAGAAAUUCAAUUUUAAAUUGAUGCAAAAUGCGCAACUCAUUUAGUGUGACUUGUAAAAAAUCUUUUCUUCAUAUUUUACAAAAAAAAUUCGAAUAAAUUUGUAACAGAGAAGAAGAAA